This is a messenger RNA of Rosa rugosa (rugosa rose), 2112 nucleotides long. RefSeq lists its product as uncharacterized. Gene Ontology annotation, cellular component: cytoplasm. The coding region runs from base 216 to 1904 and encodes 562 amino acids. NCBI's taxonomy places the organism in Eukaryota, Viridiplantae, Streptophyta, Magnoliopsida, Rosales, Rosaceae. The transcript is spliced from 2 exons. The record is from RefSeq and is a predicted model, not a curated record. Gene Ontology annotation, biological process: protein ubiquitination. Gene Ontology annotation, molecular function: ubiquitin protein ligase activity.
AACGUCUCUCUCUCUUUUCCCCAACGACUGACUGAAGCUGAAGAGGUCUUUUAGCCCACAGCGUACGAUUUUUCCCCUCCUUCUUCUUCCUCUGAAAUUUACCUGUAAUUCAUUAUAGAAAGAUCGUAGCUUUUUCUCUGAAGUUGGAGACCGCAUGAUCGGAGCUGCUGGGCUUUAAAGAUCCGAGCUUUUUGGGCUUUCAAUUUCGUCCCAAGAUGGAUAGUGGGAUGGUAGCUGACCAUUCUGUGGAACCUGCAACAUGUGCUCUGUGCCACAGGGCUCUUUCACCCGAAAAUGAGGCAAUUGGAGAUCUUGUAACUGCCAACAUGUGUGGGGACUGUAAAUUUUUGUACUUUGAAGAUCUUGGCAGUCCCGUGUUCCCCACACGGGACUCUUAUAGGAUGAGGCCGUCUAGGAGAAGAAGAGCUAGGUACAGUAGUUCCGAGUCGGUUGACGAUAUUUUCUCACAACAGUUCUCACAUAUGAUUAAUCUGGUGCGGCAAAAUCAGUCCCCUGGCUCUGGGCUUGAGGAUCUACCUGUAGAUGGUGAUUCUGCUGCCAGGAUAUCACAGCGCACAAGUUCCCGUACUACACCAACUGGGUCUAGAAGAUGGAGGCGGGGUCUCUCUGAUACUGAGAGUGAUGGUUUCGAUAAUGCGGAUUCUCUCUAUGGGGAGAGUGAAUCAAAUGUCAGUUUUGGGCGGUACAGGGUGUCUCAUGAUGUGAGUGAUGUAGUUUCUUUUAGUGCCUAUGGUGGUGAUUCAGAUGCUUCUGUAGACCUGCAUGGUUUCCUGGAUACAGAGACAUUUAUCCAACCAGAUGAUGGAAGUGCUUUUGAUAGUGAUACUGACAUUGAUCCAAUGCUUGCUGGUCUCAACCCAUGGAACUCAGACGACGCUGAAGAAGAUGAUGACGAUGACGACGAUGAUGAGGAGGAUGAAGAAGAUGAUGAAUGGGAAGAAGUUGAGUCUGUGGAAAACAUGGUUGAAUCUGCAGAAGCCAAUAGUCAACCGCGAAACCCUUUGAUUUUGAGUUCUGGUAGAAGAAACCGCCCAGUCAAUUGGCACCAACGAAGACAGAUUACUGAAACUGAGGCUCCACUUCAUUGGGGAAUGAGGGGAAGGAAUUCCCGUGAUAUCUUAUCUAACUUCGAUGAUUCAGACAUGAUGCCUUAUGUUACAAAUUCUGGUGAUUAUCUUGAUGCAGUAGGCUUUGAAGAAUUGCUGGAGCAUCUUGCUGAGGCAGACAGCUUAAGACGAGGAGCACCUCCUGCUGCUGUCUCGUUUUUGAAUAAUCUGCCUCUCAUUCUUAUUGGUAAGGAACAUGAGAAGCAUGAUGACUUAGCCUGUGCAAUUUGCAAGGAUGUAUUGACUAUUGGCACUGAAGUGAAUCAGCUUCCUUGCUUUCACUUGUAUCACCCUUCCUGUAUUCUGCCAUGGUUGAGUACACGGAAUUCUUGCCCUCUUUGUCGUUAUGAGCUACCAACUGAUGACAGAGACUACGAAGAGGGGAAGCGGAAUGCUGGUGGUAGAGUGGACAUCCACGUCCGGCGGAAUGCUAGAGAGGACAGGUCUGCUGGUGUUUAUAAUAGAGCUGAAGAAGAUGAAGAUCAUGCUUUUAGUGAAACGAGAGUGGAGCAUAGGUUCCAAGUAGGUAGGGAACCUGACUCUAAUACCUCCGGAGGAGAAAAUAAUCGGGGGAGUUGGUUUCUUCUUGCCGCUGCUCCAAUUGUUAGUCUUGUGGGCAUAGUUCUCGUGCUGUGGUUGGGAACUCCCCUAAUGGAAAGAAGAGGUCUGGCAGGACAGGGCAACUUUGCUGAUCAGGCCCGACGCCACGGUCAUAUUGCUGGUGCAGCACCCCACCACAGGCAGAAUAGAAGCAGGAGGUGGUGGUCUCUUUUCUGAGGGGUUCUUGAAUUGUUUGGUAAAUAAGUUUGGUGUUUUGUUGUUCCUUCCCUGACUACUUGUGUUUUGGACCUUGUAGCACUCCUGUUCUGUUGUAGACAUCGGCACUAUUCUCCGAUUUCUGAUGUAUAAUUAUGUCAAUUGUGGUCCAUUUAAUUGUAUCUCUUUUAACAUUUUUAUCACCAAAUGUGAGUUCAAGUUUUCUAUA